AUGGAAGAAUAAGUAACACGUCCUGGCAAAAAACUUUGGGCUAUUGCACGUAAAAAAGUAAAAGUAAUAGCACGUAUAAAUGCUAUGAAAAGAAUAACUCUUUAAAAUUAUUAUGGAGUUAGAGAUGAUAAUGAUUUUGUAGAGGCCACUUAAAUUAAUAAAUGGGUUAUUUAUCCUGACUCAAAAUUCAAAGGAUGUUGGGAUUUUAUCAUCAUACUUCUUAUGCUUUAUACAUGCACAAUUUUACCAUUUCGUUUAGCAUUUUAAGAUUCUACAAGUGAUGUAUGGAAUACAAUUGAUGAAGUCUUUAAUUAUGUUUUUAUGGCAGAUAUUGUUAUUAAUUUCUUUACUGCUUAUUAAGAUGCUGAUAAUGUUUUAGUUACAAACAAUAAAUAUAUAGUAAUGAAUUACUUGAAAAGUUGGUUUCUAUUAGAUGUAGCUUCAGUGUAUUAAAAUGAUAUUAAAUUUAAGGAUUCCUUUUGAUUAAAUAUUCCAGCCAGAUCCAUAAACUGAGACUGCCACAACUCAAGGGUAGAAAGGUUCAUACACUUAAUUAUUAAGAUUGACAAGAUUACCUCGUUUAUAUAGAUUAUUGAAGGUAGUAAAGUUAUUCAGAAUAGUUCGAUUUUAAUAAACAAAUAGAUCAUCUAUGUUUUCAAAAUUAAUAAAAUCUUGUAUAAAGUUGGAUGCAAGUAUAAAAAGAAUGAUAAAAAUAAUGGGAAUGUCAUUAUUAUUUUUGCAUUUGAGUAGUUGUUUUUAUUAUUUAAUAACAAAAAUUGAGACUGAUACAGUUACAUGGGUGACUAAUUUAGGUUUGGAAGAGGCAGAUGAAGCAACUCUUUAUAUUAGAUCAUUUCAUUGGGCAUUAUAAACAUUAACUACAGUGGGUUUUGGAGAUGUAUCACCAUAAACAGAUUGGGAGAAAUUGUAUGCAAUAUUUUGGAUGGGAGUAGGUAGUGCUUUCUUUUCAUUUAUGAUAUCAAAUCUACAAGGAGCAGUAGGAGAUUCAGAGAAAUCAGCUAAGAAUAAGAUUAUGAGAUUGAAUGUUAUUUAGAAUAAAAUAAAGAUUCCAGAUUAUUGUAUUAUAUUUAAUUUUAAUAAAUUUAAGUAUUUGGAUUGAUAAAGAGACAACUUGAAUCAUAAUAAAUAGAAAAUUCUAGAUAAUAAAUAAUAUUACAAACUAAACCAUUAAUUAAAUAGUUGCCUACAUGUUUAAGAUCAUCUGUAUAAUUGUGUAUUUAUGCUCAUGUUAUUGAAAAAAUUAAAUUUUUAUAAGAUAAGGAUAUAGAAUUAAUUAUGGAUGUGAUUCCUAAGAUAUCUCCAUUAAAUUGGGCUUAAGGUGAUAUACUAUUUUCAACUGAUGAUUAUGCAGAAGAGAUCUAUUUUGUUUCAAUUGGAGAAAUAACUACAAGAGCUGCAGAUGGUUCUACAAUAUCUGUUUAUAGAGAAGGUGAUACUCUAGGAUUAUUGGAAGCAAUUUAUGAUGUUAGAAGAAUAGGUACUGCUAUAUGCAGUAAAAACACAUAACUCUUUAGUUUGGAUAGAACAACUUAUUUAUAAAUGUUGUAGGAUUAUCCAUAAUUACUUUCUGAAGUUAAAUAAUAGGUUGACAAAAGAAUUAAAGAAGUCAAGCCUUUUGUUGAAGAUGCUACUAUUUUGAAUAGAUCAAUUUAUGAAGUUAUGUAAGAUUAUUAAAGAAAGAUUAAUAAAAUUAAGAAAAUAAUAGAGUAAUUAUAAAAAUCAGAGGAUAGCAACGAUAUCAUAGAUACUGAUAAAAAUUAAUUACAAAUAUUUCUAUAAACCAAUACACAAUUAGGUGAUAUUAUGAAUUUACAAAGAGAAUCCAAUUCUAGAGAAACUGUAAUGUUUGAAAAUGCAAAAAGCAUGAACAAUUUAAUUGAUUAAUUAGCUGAUUUAUGGUAAAAGUAAUUGAUCGAGAAAAUUGAUUAAAUGCAUACUGAAACUACUUAUAUGAUUUAAGCUGUUUAAGAUAGAGUAGAGUAUUAUUAGAAAGCCACAAAGAAGUUUUCAAAUCUUAAAAAUGAUCUAACUAAACAAAAGGAAAAUAUAUAGAGUAUGACAAAAAUAUGA
Messenger RNA from Paramecium pentaurelia, 2091 nucleotides. The record is from the annotation of a GenBank genome assembly. NCBI's taxonomy places the organism in Eukaryota, Ciliophora, Oligohymenophorea, Peniculida, Parameciidae.